GUUUCUAGGUGACACUGCGGCGGCGUCGAUGUUCGAUUGAGCAGGCCUGCUUGAGGCUCCCAGAGGGCCGCGCGGCCCGGACUCCUCGGCGCUGUCAUGGCGGGCGUGCUGAAGAAGACCACGGGCCUGGUGGGAUUGGCGGUGUGCGACACUCCACACGAGAGGCUAAGAAUAUUGUACACAAAGAUUCUUGAUGUUCUUCAGCAAUUCCCUAAAAAUGCAGCAUACAGGAAAUACACAGAACAGAUUGCAAAUGAGAAGCUGACACUGGUUAAAGCAGAACCAGAUGUUAAGAAAUUAGAAGACAUGCUUCAGGGGGGCCAAGUAGAAGAGGUGAUUCUUCAGGCUGAACGUGAACUAAGUCUGGCAAGAAAAAUGUUGGUGUGGAAACCAUGGGAGCCGUUAGUGGAGGAGCCUCCUGCCAACCAGUGGAAAUGGCCAAUAUGAGCCCUAACUCUCUUUGAUGGGUUGAUGGGAAACUGAUAUAAUUAAAUGUUCUAUUAUGU
Messenger RNA from Nannospalax galili (Upper Galilee mountains blind mole rat), 506 nucleotides. It is a transcript of the gene Ndufa5, whose product is annotated as NADH:ubiquinone oxidoreductase subunit A5. Lineage: Eukaryota; Metazoa; Chordata; Mammalia; Rodentia; Spalacidae. The transcript has 5 exons. Bases 97 to 447 code for a protein of 116 amino acids. Gene Ontology annotation, biological process: respiratory electron transport chain. The record is from RefSeq and is a predicted model, not a curated record.